AAAAUAAAUAAACUCUCUUCUUCUUCUCUUUUUCGUUCGCACAAAAGAAAGAAAACGAAAAAACGGCAUCUUAGGGUUUUCUCACUCAUCUCGACGCCAUCAUCAACUCGUCUUUCUCUCUCGCUGGAUAAAGUAAUGGAAGAAGGAAAACAUAAAUCGAGUGAUUCUAAGAGGAGUCAUCGAGAUCGUGAUAGAACUGGUGAAAGAGGUAAAGAUAGAAAUGAUGGAAGGCACAAAGAUAAUAGGGAGAAGAGGGAUCGUGAGUCUCGAAGACAUGACAGAGAGAAAAGUACUGAUUCUGAGGAUAAGCAUGAUAGAGACAGGGAGAAGCGCAGAGAUGGUAAAGAGAAGGAUAGGGCACGGGUUCAUGAUGUCGACCGAGAAAAGAGAGAUAGGAAAAGGGAAAGAGAUAGAGAAGAGAAAGAAAAAGAGAGAGUAAGAGAGAAAGAAAAAGAGAGAGAAGAGAAGGAAAAGGAGAGAUUAAGGGAGAAAGAAAGAGAUAGGGAAGAUAAGGAAAAGGAGAGAAUGAGGGAGAAAGAAAGAGAGAGGGAAAGAAGGGAGGAGAAGGAGAGGAUUAGAGAGAAAGAAAGGGCAAGGGAAAAGAGGGAUCAUGAGAGAGAGAAGGAAAAAGAAAAGGAAAGAGAUAAAGGCAGGAGAGGACGGGAACGAGAGCGGGAGAAGCAUAGAGAUGUUGAUAGCGAUAACAGUGACGGUGAGUUGAGGGAGAGAAAUAGAAAGCGACAUAAGAAAGACGACGACAGUUAUAAGGGGCGGGAGAAGGAAAAGAGUUCUAGCAAGUCAAACAGGAAAGUUGAUGGAAUUAACGGAAGCCCUAGGAGAAAGAGCGAUGGAGAUGACUCUGAUUCCAAAGAGAAAGAGAAAAGACUUACCCAUGAGGAGGAAAUGGAAGUUGAACAAAAGAGGUUGGAUGAUGAAAUGGAAAAGCGGAGGAGGAGAGUUCAAGAGUGGCAAGAGCAAAAGAGGAAGCAGGAAGAGGCAGAAAGAGAAAAACAAGGUGAACUAGAGUCUGGAAAGGCAUGGACACUUGAAGGGGAGGAAUCUGAUGAUGAAGAUGGAACAGGUAGACAUACGAGUAUGGAUGUAGACGAAGACGACAAACUUGCUGAUAAUGAACCUAGGGAGUCAAUGGUGGUAGAUAUUGACAAUGGAACAGUUGCAUCCGAUUUACAGAAUGGAGAUGCUGGUGCUCCUGCAGACGAUGAGAUCGACCCAUUGGAUGCUUUCAUGAAUUCUAUGGUUCUUCCUGAGGUUGAAAAGUUGAACAAUGCUGUUAACUCAACACCUUCUGAUAAAGCUUCUGACUUGAAACCUAAGGAUAAAGAGGACGAGCGUAGUAAUGGUCGACAAUCAAGGAAAGGUUCAAAUAAAUCUAUUGGCAGGAUAAUUCCCGGUGAAGAGUCCGACUCAGAUUAUGCAGAUCCUGAUGUUGAGGGGGAUCCAUUAGAUGAAGAUGACGACGAGUUCAUGAAGAGAGUAAAGAAAACAAAAGUUGAAAAGCUUUCUUUAGUUGAUCACUCAAAGAUCGACUAUAUACCAUUCAAAAAGAAUUUCUAUAUUGAAGUGAAAGAGAUCUCAAAGAUGACUCUUGAAGAAGUUGUAUUAUACAGGAAGCAGUUAGAGUUGAAGAUACAUGGAAAGGAUGUGCCCAAACCUGUAAAGUCAUGGAACCAGACUGGACUUACUAGCAAAGUUUUAGAGACAAUAAAGAAGGCAAACUUUGAAAAGCCAAUGCCUAUUCAAGCUCAGGCGUUGCCUGUAAUUAUGAGUGGUCGAGAUUGCAUAGGCAUUGCCAAAACCGGGUCAGGUAAAACACUUGCUUUUGUUCUGCCAAUGUUGAGGCAUAUCAAGGAUCAGCCACCAGUUGUUGCAGGAGAUGGACCUAUUGGGCUUAUUAUGGCCCCUACAAGAGAACUUGUUCAACAGAUUCAUAGUGACAUAAAGAAGUUCACAAAGGUAAUGGGUAUCAGGUGUGUUCCUGUCUAUGGAGGUUCUGGUGUUGCUCAACAAAUCAGCGAGUUGAAACGUGGUACUGAGAUAGUAGUUUGUACUCCAGGUAGGAUGAUUGACAUACUGUGCACCAGUAGUGGAAAAAUAACUAACCUGCGUAGAGUAACUUAUCUGGUCAUGGAUGAGGCAGAUCGGAUGUUUGAUAUGGGUUUUGAACCACAAAUCACAAGAAUUGUUCAGAAUAUUCGGCCAGAUCGUCAAACCGUUCUCUUCUCUGCCACUUUCCCACGCCAGGUUGAAAUUUUGGCUCGCAAGGUUUUAAAUAAACCCGUUGAAAUACAAGUUGGUGGGAGGAGUGUUGUGAACAAAGAUAUAGCACAGUUAGUUGAGGUGAGGCCAGAAAAUGAGAGGUUCCUUAGACUCUUGGAACUACUUGGAGAAUGGUAUGAGAAAGGAAAGAUUUUGGUAUUUGUCCACUCACAGGAUAAAUGUGAUUCAUUGUUCAAGGAUCUAAUGAAACAUGGCUAUCCAUGUCUUUCUCUUCACGGGGCUAAGGAUCAGACAGACCGUGAAUCCACAAUAUCUGAUUUUAAAAGCAAUGUCUGCAAUUUGUUGGUUGCAACAAGUAUUGCUGCCAGGGGAUUAGAUGUCAAGGAGCUCGAAUUGGUGAUCAAUUUUGAUGUUCCAAACCACUAUGAAGAUUAUGUACAUCGGGUUGGGCGCACUGGCCGCGCUGGCCGAAAGGGUUGUGCUAUCACAUUUAUUUCUGAAGAUGAUGCAAGAUAUGCACCAGAUCUGGUGAAAGCUCUGGAGCUAUCUGAGCAGAUUGUUCCUGAUGAUCUAAAAUCCCUCGCCGAUGGCUUUAUGGCAAAAGUGACUCAAGGAUUGGAGCAAGCCCAUGGGACUGGUUAUGGAGGCAGUGGCUUUAAAUUUAAUGAAGAGGAAGAUGAGGUGAGGAAGGCUGCAAAGAAAGCUCAAGCCAAAGAAUAUGGAUUUGAAGAAGACAAGUCAGAUUCUGAAGAUGAAGAUGAUGGUAUUAGGAAGGCAGGAGGUGAUAUUUCACAGCACCCUGCUCUUGCUCAGAUUCUUGCUGCGACCAAAGCUCCUCCAGUGCCUACUCCUAUCUCUGCAACCCAACUGAUUUCAAAUGGUGGGCUACCUAUUUCUUUGCCAUCUGUUGUUGGUCUCCAGACUCCAACAGUCUUGCCUGGUACAGGGCUACCCCUUGCUACACAUGACGGGGCAGCUCGAGCUGCAUUAGCUGCUAUAAACCUGCAGCACAACUUGGCAAAAAUACAAUCUGAAGCAUUGCCAGAGCAUUAUGAGGCUGAGUUGGAAAUAAAUGAUUUCCCUCAGAAUGCUCGCUGGAAAGUCACACACAAGGAAACUUUAGGCCCCAUUUCUGAGUGGACCGGAGCUGCUAUUACCACAAGGGGACAAUAUUUCCCACCUGGCAAAGUCGCAGGACCUGGGGAUCGCAAACUCUACUUGUUCAUUGAGGGUCCUAGCGAGCAGUCAGUUAAGAGAGCCAAAGUAGAAUUGAAGCGUGUUUUGGAAGACAUCACUAACCAGGCUUUGCAACUACCUGGUGGAACUCAACCGGGCAAAUACUCUGUUGUAUAAAAGUCAAUCUGGAGCGAAAAUGAGACACUGUUAAACACUCUUGUCUCGCACCCCAAUCGGGGACAAGUUGCGCAUAUGACUGCCAUGCAGCUCAUACAGGUAUGAGUAUUAUUAUCAUGGAAAGUAAACUGAUUUUUUUUCUUCUAAUUUUGCUAUGUGUUUGCUUAGUAUUGUAAAUUCUUCUAAAUUCUAAUACUACUUUGCAUACCAUCUGAUGCUGUUUGUUUUUAUUAAAUUUUAAUUGCACAACUUUUCUAUCCUCUUCAUGGUUUCUUUUUUGUUCAUCUUCCGCUUUGAUGCAGCUAGGUCUUUCAAGCCUAAUCUCGUAUAUUCAAAUAUUGUUCCGUCCUUGCACUUGCUUCGUGGAUGUCUAAGGUGCCAGUCAUGACGCAAAAUUUUUCAUCUAGUUCCUACUUGAUUUCAAGCUAACAUCCUUGAAAUACUGAUUUUUUUUUUUCCAUGUUAUUCCUUGUCCUCAAGUUGUGAGAUAUUUAUGCUAUUAUUUGUUCCUUUAUCUGAUUUUAUGUGUGUAUUUUUCAGGUUUUGGUUCGAUGACCGUUUGUCUUGAAAAGGGAUACAAAAUGUGGUUCACAUCUCAUGUAAUUGGGGAGAUCACACAAUUCAGUGAUUUACGUAUUUUCCUAACUGCAAUGAUUUGGAUUUCAGCACAUGUACACCAUAAAACAUAUCUUUAUAUGAAAUUUACCAUUUAAUGGAUAUGUCUAUCAUGGUAUCCAAAUCAUCAGUUUAGGCUCAUAAUUAAGUCAUGGCACUUUGCACUUGUCCUUGUUUUUUGUGAACUCAGCAAUUCUAUAUUUUGUGUUGUAAUUCAAAUCUGUCAAAUUUUAUUUGGUUUGCUGAAA
This is a messenger RNA of Trifolium pratense (red clover), 4454 nucleotides long. Its product is annotated as DEAD-box ATP-dependent RNA helicase 42-like. The transcript has 3 exons. The coding region runs from base 136 to 3591 and encodes 1151 amino acids. The record is from RefSeq and is a predicted model, not a curated record. Gene Ontology annotation, molecular function: ATP binding; RNA helicase activity; nucleic acid binding. Gene Ontology annotation, biological process: mRNA splicing, via spliceosome. Lineage: Eukaryota; Viridiplantae; Streptophyta; Magnoliopsida; Fabales; Fabaceae. Gene Ontology annotation, cellular component: nucleus.